Messenger RNA from Pecten maximus, 1617 nucleotides. RefSeq lists its product as uncharacterized. NCBI's taxonomy places the organism in Eukaryota, Metazoa, Mollusca, Bivalvia, Pectinida, Pectinidae. The transcript has a single exon. The coding region runs from base 1 to 1617 and encodes 538 amino acids. The record is from RefSeq and is a predicted model, not a curated record.
AUGAAGAUUUUAGACUCCCUGCAGGCGACUACACCCAUUAAUAUCAAUGCUUUAAAAUCAGCUUUGGACGGGCAUCCAGAUUUGGAGUUUGUGACUUUUCUUUUAGAAGGUUUGUCCCAAGGUUUUGAUACAGGGUUUCAAUCUUUACCGUGCUAUUCCUAUGAAUGCCAUAACCUGAAAUCAGCCCUAGCCGAUCCGGAAAGUGUUGCAGACCUAGUUACAAAGGAACUAGACAGAGGAUACUUGCUGGGCCCAUUUGAUUUUAUACCAUUUGAUAAGUUUCGAAUCAACCCCAUCGGCCUCGCAGAACAUAAGUACUCUAAAAAGAAACGGCUUAUAGUGGAUAUGUCAGCACCCCAUCAAGACGAGGAAAAUCCCAGUCUCAACAGUCUUAUCGAUAAGAUUACAUGUUCUUUAAAAUACACUACUAUCGAUGAUGCCAUUUCACUCAUAAAGGAGUUAGGUCUCAACGCCUGGCUUAUGAAAACGGACAUCACGGAUGCGUUUAAGUUGUUACCAAUAAAACCAGAGUUGUGGCCUUAUCAUGGUAUUAAGUGGGACAGGAAAUACUAUUUUUUCAAGCGUUUAGUUUUCGGUAGUCGUUCCAGCCCCAAACUGUUUGAUACUCUCUCUCGGGCGGUUUGUUGGAUAGCGCGCAACAAAUAUGGGAUACAACACAUCAUGCAUCUACUAGAUGAUUUCCUUGUCAUUGAACCAGUGCAUGUGGACGCGUCAAGAACUAUGAAAAACUUUCUGGAUGUGUUUAGAGACCUAAAUAUACCUAUUGGAGCACACAAGACUGUCGGACCGGUUAAUGUUUUAGAAUAUUUAGGUGUGUUCUUGGACUCUAAGUGUAUGGAAUCCAGGCUACCAGCUGAUAAGGUUGCCCGUAUUUCUAGUGUUUUAGAGUCGUUUGCUUGCAGGAAGUCUUGCACUAAGCGUGAGCUACUUAGUUUAUUAGGUCACAUGAAUUUUGCCACCAGGUGUGUGAAGCCUGGGAGGUCCUUCGUGUCUCAUCUUAUAUCUCUCUCAACGACUGUGCACGAGCUUCAUUACCAUGUAAAACUCACCGAGGAAUGUCGUUCCGACCUCAGUAUGUGGGCUCAUUUUCUAAGAAAUUGGAAUGGUGUUUCCUUUUUCCUAGACGAUCAUAUAACCUCUUCCGCAGAUCUCCACUUGUUUACUGAUGCUACAAAUCAAGCUUUUGGUGGAAUUUAUAGGAAUCAAUGGUUUAAGGGAGUGUUUCCAGAGGAGCUUAAACGUGAUCAACCUUCCAUGGCUUUGUUUGAACUUUACCCCAUUGUUAUGUCGUGUAUGCUAUGGGGUCAUCAGUGGACCAAGAAGCGGAUUUUGUUUCACUGUGACAAUAUGGCCACUGUUGAUAUUAUUUCCAAAGGGAGGUCCAAAAUUAAGAGUAUCAUGAGACUAGUACGAACUCUUACCUACUAUUCAGCUAUGAACAAUUAUGUAGUACAUGCUAAGCAUAUACCUGGGUCAGAAAAUAACACAGCUGAUGCUAUCUCUCGUUCGCAGAUGGAUCGCUUCCGACGCCUGGCUCCUCACGCAGACAUGCAUCCCAUUCCGUGUCUUCCUCUGGAAUCCCUUUUGAUGAACUAA